AUGGAUCGUAUCGAAGAAAAUCAAACUGAUGCACCAUCAGUCAUUUUCAAAUCAUGGCCAAUAGAUUGGGAUGACGAUGAAGAGUUUCGAGCUGGAUAUCCAUUUGAAUUAAAUCCAUUGGAAGAAAUCGAUGAAUUACAAAACGAAGGAGAAAAAGAAUCAUGUCUUGUUGAAUCAUCAACAGAAUCUAAUAAUUAUGAUGAUAGUCAACAAUCAGUUACUCUGUCAAGCAGUAAAUAA
Molecule: messenger RNA, 240 nt
Organism: Adineta ricciae
Lineage: Eukaryota; Metazoa; Rotifera; Eurotatoria; Adinetida; Adinetidae
Source: the annotation of a GenBank genome assembly